CGUGAAGGAAGCACAGCCAGACUCGCAAAGGUUAACCAGCAGCAAUAUGCUUACCUUCUGGAGCCGGUUUCCUCGGGAUCGAGCACGUUAAUAACCCCGGGACACUGCUAUCGCAGGAGAGGGACGCACCGCUUGCCGGGAUGGAGAUAUCUCAGGACCAGUCUACAGAUGCAGGAAAUUGGAGUGAAUUGCCGGAGGUAUCCCUGAGGCAGGUGUUCCGAUGGCUUGGAGACCAAGACAGGGUCCGGGCAGCCCUGGUGUGCAAAUGCUGGAACCAUGUGAUGCACUCGCCUGCUUUGUGGAGAUCCAGGACGUUCACUUUCUGCGGGAGGCCAUCUAAAUACCGUCGGGCUGAGUACGAAUCGGCCAUCUGGUACGCCAAGAAGUUUGGCAGAUACCUGGUAAACUGCGAGAUUAAGUUCAUGAAUCCGUACAACUCCCUCCUGACAAGGAGAUUCCAAAUAACAAUGAGGAGCUUCCUGGCGCGUUUAGGAAAUGAAAACAACAGAUUAAAAUCGUUCACCAUCCAACAUUUGGAAUUGGACCGCCUCGUGUGGAGUUCCUCUGUUAGGAAUGCCUUCCUAAAGAGUCUGAACUUCUUCCUCCGUCGUGAAUGCAGACACCUUCAAUCCUUCAAUUUGAGGGGUGCACGGUUAGGCAUGGAGCAAGGCUUUUCCAUCUUAAACUCGCUGAUCCACCAGAGGAACAGGAGCUCCAUCGCUGAGCUCAACAUCGAAGACUUCUUCAGCCACCACCUGGCCAUCUACGCCAACCCCACUUUCCCUAAGAUUAUCCGCAGCUUCUGCAGCCUGAGUAGCCUGUCGAUCAACUACAACUGCAUCUCGGAUGACCUUCUGGACACCCUGUGUGAAAGUUGCUACCAGACCCUCAGGACCAUGAACAUUAAAUGCCACGUCCACGAUCCUCACAACCAGGUUGUGUGGGGGCUUUCCUGGUCCAAACUCGCUAAACGGGCUACUAACCUGAAAGUCAACUUUUACUUUGAGCUUGUGAUGAAGAAUGAUCGCCUGACUCGGAUUUUGGUGCCAGAGAUCCCAGUGAGGAGUUUAAAUUUUAGGAGCUGUUACUUCAGUGACCCUGAUUGGACAAUGAAACCUACCCUGACUGAUCUAAUUCCACAUUACAAGAAUACACUACAGAAAUUGACAUUAGAAUUUAAUAAUAGUCAUGAACGGAUAGAUGAUGAAUUACUGCAACUGGUGUUAAUAUGUGAACGGCUGCACUACAUGAAGGUCUGGGCUUUCCUCAGCAUUAAGUUUAUUGAGACAAUGCUACAGUAUCGUCAGGAAGGAAAAUCCAACUUCCGCACCCUUAAGGUGAGAAUCUACAUGCACAAGUAUGAAACAAAUGAAGAAGAUAAACUGCUGCGUAACUUGUACAUGAAGUACCGGGAUCUAAUUGACACAGAACUCAAUUAUUUUGUAAUUACUUACCCCUUGAUGUAAAGGACAGCUCCACUGAAUGGACAACCCAAUAAGAUACAUUUAAGCAGUUAGAGAAUCAAUAAGUGUAUUUGUCUGCCAGUCAAAUAAAACCUUCAGAAAAAAAUGUUAUCAGAGGUACCCAAUGUGUAGGAAUAACUGGGAAUUAUUUUCUACCAUUUAUAAUAUAAAACAUUUGAGUAGCACAGACUAUUUCAGGUCUUAUUGUUGACAUGAGAAGCCAGUUGGAACCUAAGACACAAAACGCUAUGGUAUUGAAUCCACUGGCUGUAGAAAAUGACUGGAGGUCUGUAAUUCAUGUUUGAAGUGGUACAGAGACAUUUGUGAGAUUCUGCAAUUGUGUAGAACAAGCUGGAGAUUUCACUUUUGUAGAGAUUCAUUCAACAGAAGGGCAAUCCCAGUCUAUGCAACACAAGCUUAUCUUGUGCAUUAUCAACCCACGUGUUGCUUUUAACCUGUAUACAACCAAGGCAUUUGCAGUGUAUCAGUGCUAAAAAUAUUUAAAUUGAUUUUCAUUCAAGAUUUAUGGCUGUACCAGAUCUGCUGAUUAGAAGAGCUGUAAACAAGUGGCAAUUGGUUAAAACAGCAGGUAAUUGGUACAUGAUAUAGCAAACAUCUAUAAAAUAAAUUAGCAGAUCAGAACCAUGCAAUGAUGUUCCAAUUUACCAUAUUGCUUUGUACCAUGCAUCUUUUUUUAUUCCUGUGUAGUUAUAAUAAGUGUCCAAUAUAUGUCAGACCUUGAAGGGCUCCUCAGGCUUCAUCAACCCCAGGAAGGGAGACAUGACCUAACCAACACAGGGAAGACACUCAAUUGAAAUCAGGGAAUAGCAGAACAAAAGAACAGUAGGAUCUGAGCUAGCAAAGUAUUCCUAACAGUGAUCCUUAUCCCAGCAGUAGCAUUGUAGAGAUGUACAGGUUUGGUUACUUUCCAAUAAUAGACAGCUGGAUCUGGGUCGCAAAUUAGUUUGGCAGAGGAUAUGCCAUUUAUUGACAGUGCAGACGAGGGAUUACCUGGACACUGUAUAACAGGUGCAUUUAUUUAGCUCAGCAAUUUGGAGGAGGGCACAGUUGCAAAGAUGAAAUUACAUUUUUAAACCAGUCGACAAAUGUGUUCCCGAUUUUAUAA
This is a messenger RNA of Rhincodon typus (whale shark), 2589 nucleotides long. RefSeq names its product F-box only protein 39. Bases 141 to 1466 code for a protein of 441 amino acids. Gene Ontology annotation, molecular function: protein binding. The record is from RefSeq and is a predicted model, not a curated record. The transcript has 5 exons. NCBI's taxonomy places the organism in Eukaryota, Metazoa, Chordata, Chondrichthyes, Orectolobiformes, Rhincodontidae.